AUGAUGAUCUUCCCGUGCCCUUUGCAUUGGCUGAUGCAUAGUCAGAGCACGUUUCAUGACAGACUGAUUGCAGCUUCUUUGCAAUUUCUCAUUCAAACCAUACAUGCCUGGGCUCAGUGGACGAUGUCAAGUAGCGAGACUCCAUCGAUUUUCAUGUCUGACUCGUCAGUUGAAGAGCGGCCACCGCCCGACAGACCAGCUGGACCACCACCUCCGAUUCCUGUCCAAGCUCAACAAGACCUCGCUCACCAGGUGAGCAGUGCGGUGGCGGAUACCAUCGGCUUCCAAGGCAGCAUUUUAUGUUAUCUGCCAUGGGAUUUGAGACACUUGAAGUGUCUCGUCCUGAGCGUCAGAGCCAUGAGACCGCAUGAGCGGAGUCAUCCCAAUGUGCUCGAGAUCCAAGACGCACCGUCAGCCGAAGAGGCAGAGCAUGCAGAAGGAGAAGAAGAAGAGGGCCACCAUGCAGACAACCACGAGCACGUCACAGAGGCAAGCAUGGAGGCAGGCAUGGAACCCACCAACGGGAUCGAGGCAAGCUCUGCAGGUCACAGGGAGACCGAAGGUGACCCCGAAAGUCUUGUGAACAGAACUAUUCGCCGGAUGGAAGCCGAAGGCCGUAGUGUAAUGACUCCUGCGGAGAUUGCUGCCAUCCAGGCAGACUUUGAUGCCGCUUCCGAGGAUGAGAACACGGUCACAUUCGACCACCUCUUUGGUGGGAAGUCCCAUGCUGAUGGGGGCACCGGCGGAGGAGAAGAUGAUACAGGUGAAGCCCACCAUGCCACGGACACCAGGGCCACGUCCUCCGGAAGCGCACCACAGGCAAAGCCCAGAGCCAUCGGCCAGAAGAAGUGUGGCACUCAUUUGUCCUCUCCCCAUGUACCCAUUCCACAACUUCGUGGCUCCAUGGGCAGGAAACUUACAAUGGCUGUGGCUGCAAAUCUUGAUCAGCAGUACGUGGUUGGCAAGUGGCAGACAGUCGACGAGACGGAUGAGGCUAUAAACUUAGCCAACGACCACCUCAGCCUGGUUCAGCACAGCCUGUAUCAGCGGAUGGCGAACUUCGAUGCAGAGAUGGACGAAUUCUUCGGUCCGGUGAAGGACGAGGGGACACCAAACGAGAAUCAGGACCCGAACAAGAUCUCUCCAUUCGCACUUUCUUUCGGGCCCAACAAAAGGCGCAGAAAUCCGUUCGAGGAGCGGACCCACCACCCUGUACACCCCACGGCACACCACAGGGGCACUCGGGAUCCUCUUGUGUUCAACCUGGCCAAGACAGUGAUCAAGCAGCAAGAAGAACUACGUGUCUUGAGACAAGACACGGCCCUGAUUUUAUUCUUCAUGCCGGGACGGGAUACGGUGCUGAACCACCUUUACACCACGGCCUUUCGAUUCAAGGCCAAACAAGCCGAAGAGCCAACAUGGACGCUGGGUCAGCAACCCAUGCGUAUGGUAUUAGCCAUGGCCUUGUUCAAGGAGUUAGUGGACCGGCUCAACAGCACAAUCUCAUCACAAGAGAAACUCAAGAGAGUAACGGAUCAGGGGUGGCGAGACUCAACGGGAUGGCGGUACCAGGUGUGGAACAGAAGCACCAAGCAGCUGGAAGCAGAUCCCCAAAGGGCCCCAAUCCCGGACGACAAGUUGCUGGAUCAUCUGGCAACAGUGCUCCAAUGCUUGAAACACCCAAUAUUGACCAGGUUCGCAUGCACGAGGAGGAUGGCCGAGACUAUGACGUCCCAAGCCACCUUCAAAAUGGAUGUGGCUCUCAGAAGUCACAGCGCAUUGACAUUCUGGGACGAGAUGCAAGUCCUUCGGGGAAACUCAGUGUUUCAGCUGGUGGGGAUGGGGUACAAAACCGAGAGCUUGGGCAGGGGCCCAGCAGAGCAAAAGCUCCUGGACAUGAUGUACGGGCGCAAAUGA
Symbiodinium necroappetens is the source of this 1917-nucleotide messenger RNA. NCBI's taxonomy places the organism in Eukaryota, Dinophyceae, Suessiales, Symbiodiniaceae. The record is from the annotation of a GenBank genome assembly.